GCAAUUUUCUGUCGAACUAUAGUACAUUUAUACUUCUAUUGUCCAUGUCGUGGUUCCGUAGAAUAUCAGAACAAUUAUAGUAGAUAUCGGGAGACUGUUGAGGUGAAUGUUUAUGACAUAUCAAUUGUACGAAAUUGUGUAAUGUUUGCAAUAUUUGUCCUCCUGGUGCUCACUUUACCAGGAGUAGCUGGUGAGGAUGAGGGAGUUUGUCAGGUACGGUAUCUUGAUACCCCCAUUGCUGCAAAAGACGGAGACUUCAUCAUCGGAGGAAUGUUCCAGAUAGGCCAGCUCGAGUACACAGACGAUGAUGACGGCACUAAAAUCCCAGUUCAAAGUUGUUCUUACUCUGGGAUUGAGGAAUAUGGCAUCCAGAAGGCCAUCGCCCUUAGGAUGGUAAUAGACAAAGAAAAUGAAAGAUUUAAAAAGGAUUUCAACAAGACCCUGGGAUACGAGAUGUAUGACACUUGCAUGAGUUCAGCUGUCACAGGAAGAAUCUCUGCUGCACUUGCUAGCAACAAGAAGGUCAUAGGAGUUUCUGGAGUCGACAAUAAAGAAUACACCAAAAGAUCUGCUGCUAUCAUGUCAUCAUUCCACAUUCCCACAUUCGUGUAUAUGUUCAAUGAUGAUGAGUUGAUGACAGGUAGCAUGUAUCCAAAUCUAUUUUCCAUGAUAGACACGGAAGUCAAAGAAGCAGAAAUAACUAUUCGAUUCUUAGAAAAGAUGGGUUAUCAAUAUAUGGACAUUUGGUAUCACGAAUAUUCUAAAGAUAUGGCCGAGCACAUAUUCAACAGCUACGUCAAAAAGGUAGGAUGUGGACGAAUAACUGAUGUCACAUCCAAAGAUCACAUUCCAAGGAUAAAACAAACCUACAAUGAAACUGGCGGGACCCCUUCGCGGGUUCAACUUAUUCUUCAAAAUUCUAGAUCAACAACCAGAGCAAUGCUAAAAGAGAUGGUCGGAAAUCUAGGAUUCCGAGAUAAGAUCUACAUACUCGGAUUAUCAAACGGACGAUACCGUUUCCUAGAUGGCUAUACAGCAAUCCUAAAUACCUCUGGACACAACACCCUCAUACUUCCACUACCAGAUCUCCUCAAUGUCAAAAUGGACCAAACGUUAAAAGAUGUAAACAAAGAUUGGAGACAGGUUAAAAAGAGAGACUAUAUCGACGACCUCUAUCAGAAGGUACAAAGUUACAGAUGUCCAAAAGAUGGAGAUGAGCCAAAGAUGUGCAAACUGACCAGCUGGAUUCCUUACAUGGUCGGAGGAGUUAAGUUGGUUUUAGAAUCUCUUCAUGCCAUUCUUACAAAUAUGGUAGUACCUGUUUUACCUGGUGGAACUCGAUGUUUAAUGGACUACAAAACAAAGCUGUUCAACCAAAUCGUGAAUGAGAAUCGAACGUUGAAUGUUACUCUGGAAGAAAAUGUAACAAUACCCAUCAGGAUGUUCAACAAGACAGUCAACACUGGCUACAGGAUUGGGGUCUACAAAACUGAGACACAGACUUUCAGGACUCUAGGAAGGGCAUUCGUUGACCGAAUAGAAGUGAUGAACGAAAGUCUUCUGGAAAGCAUGUCAGGCUACAACAAAACGUGUUCGUAUACCUGCCAGCCAGGCACCCAUCGACGUUUUAAUCGGAAUAUCCAAUAUCUUCCCUGCUGUUGGACAUGUGAAGAUUGCAAUCUUCACCAAUACAGCACCGAAAAUGACACAAAUGUUUGCAAAGUAUGUGAUCCCUCCAUGUCAGCUAAUGAGAAUAACACUGCUUGUGUCUUGGCCCCAGAAAUCUACAUUCAGCCGAAUUCACCAACCUUUAUCGUGGGAGCUUCAAGCAUGCCGCUUGGUAUGGCAAUGGUAAUUGUCUUCGGUGUUGUAAUCUUUAGAAAUGAGGAUAGGCCAGUUAUCAAAGCUUCUGACCCCGGCUAUCUCUAUAUGGUUCUAUUAAGCUUGCUGAUCGGGUAUCCUACGGCUUUGACUCCUCUUCUUAAAGCCUCGACCACAACUUGCUCAGCGGAGUACUACUCAUUUGCAAUUUUUGCUACCUUGAUAUCUACCAACUUGCUUUAUAAAUGUGUUAAGGUUUACGACAUUUUUGCUGCUGCUCAAAGUUUUUCGGCGCCAAAGUUCGGUCUGCUCCUCAAAAGAACAGGCCAGACCGCCUUUAACUUGCUCACCCUGGCGAUAACAGUGAUCAUCCUUCUCAUUGACAGCAACACCGGAAGUGGACCCAGCUGGGCCUUUGAAAGGUACCAGAAAGAGCCUCACAAAUCCUGGCACCUAAGGUGUACCAGCAUCAAUAGCAAGACCCUGGUAAUCCCAAUCGUUUUGCCUGGUCUAUCGUUUCUCGUUACUUUGGUCCUGGCAUUCAAGAUGAGGAAGUUUCCUCACAACUUCAGAGAGUCCCUCAACAUAUUUUGUGCCACAUUUGUGGUGUUGUUGUGCUCCAUCAUGUUCCUGGCAGGAUACGGUUUUUCUCCUCCAAAAAUUCAAGCUAUCCUGCGUGCCAUAGUGGUCUCUAUCACCUCAACAGCCUUCCUCUUGAGCAUCUUCAUACCAAAGAUUUGCAUCCUUAUGGACAAGAACAUAAACGUCGAAGAGGAAAGAACAAAGAUUCGUGAUGGAGUAACAAAGUUUUCAUCCGGGAAUGGUCCUAGUCUGUCAAGCGUUGCAAGGCAAGUCAUCAAAAAACAUCCUGUAUAAGAUAAAAAGAAGGUUCUGUUCUAUAAGGCGAACGUGGACAUUGAAAGAUUGAACUUGAAAAAACACUGUUGUAAGAAAAUUGUUUUAUAAUUAGGCAAUGAUGAUGUAACUAGGUAAGACUGAGCUAAUAGUCGACUGUUAGCUCGGUCUCACCUAUACAGCUAUUAGCUCGGUCUCAUUUUGAUCUAGUUGAAUCUUCAUGACAGUUAGAGUUUAUACAUUUUCAACAUCUUGAAGCAUAAUAAAGCUUUAACUUUUGUUUUUCAAAUGCAAUAAUGAAGCCCCGGCCGUAAGUAGUCAUGUUUGACAACGUAAUAGAUCUACUACAAUAAAGACAGAGCGGAGUCUGGUAUUGGUAAAGGUUUGGUGAACACCUCAUAAACUUAUUCUUUUGCACUGAAGAUUUAUUUUGAAUUUAUCACUCCCAGUGUCAUGUGUCAACCGUACUUUUUUGUGAAUUCAGCUGGUAAUUUGCUCUUCUUCUUCAUAUUAUAUAAUAAUAUAUAUAUCCCUUUCAUAUCAUAGUUAUUACAUGUUGAUUUUUUUUUCUUCAUUGUCUUACCCUGAUUAAUAACUAUAACGAUUCUUCAUG
Bolinopsis microptera is the source of this 3289-nucleotide messenger RNA. Its product is annotated as metabotropic glutamate receptor 4-like. Bases 142 to 2697 code for a protein of 851 amino acids. Gene Ontology annotation, molecular function: adenylate cyclase inhibiting G protein-coupled glutamate receptor activity. The record is from RefSeq and is a predicted model, not a curated record. Gene Ontology annotation, cellular component: plasma membrane. Lineage: Eukaryota; Metazoa; Ctenophora; Tentaculata; Lobata; Bolinopsidae. The transcript has a single exon. Gene Ontology annotation, biological process: regulation of synaptic transmission, glutamatergic; G protein-coupled glutamate receptor signaling pathway.